AUGUCUAUUUCUCUAUACGAAGAGACAGAGGUGGUGAAAAGUCCGAGGAAAAUAAUUUUCCUUUAUGAAGGAGUCGUUGAAGAAUUGGAAGCUCCUAAGAAGCGAUUACACGAAUCGGUUACUCCAUCGAAAGGGAGAAACAAUGAUAGUACAAAAAAGAAUUACAAAAAUAAUUUUGAUCGAUGUGAAGAAAGCAGUCCCUUGUUCUUGACAGGGAAAGACAACAAACUAGACGAGGAGGAAAAAGAUAAUGGAACGUUACGGUUAGGGUUAGGGUUACUUAACACAGAUAUAUUAAACGAUACUGUGUGUAGUUCGCGUGGGAGGUAUGCAGUUGAAAGGAGGAAUGACCAUUCCGAGGUAGUGACUCAAGAGGAGGGAGAACUGCUAGAUCAUUCAAGCAGCAACGAAACGUUUGCUAAUGAGUGUAUUCAUGAAUCGUUCAUGAUCGGAGAUGGGUCAAAUGGGGGCACUUCCCCGACGCACGAAAUGGAGCAUGUGGACCCUUACACAAGGGAAGAAGCGAUGAAACAGAAGAUGCGUGAACGAAUCAGUGGCAUUAUUUUCACAUGUGAUAGUGGAGACUCCAGGGGGGGGGUUAUCCAUGAGAAUGAAGAAGACUCGGUGGAGAGAGAAAAGACGGUUAUGAUUCCUUCCAAUUGUGAAUCCUCCUCCCUUCCGGGGGGGGAUCCAAAUGUAGCAAGUAGUACCUGUUCAUCUGCUUCCACAAGCGGAUCUGCAGUUACAAACGACUUGGAGGGAACAACUGUGGGGAAGGAGAAAGAGGAGCUGCGUGGGCAACCACCGGAGGGGACCCCCCCCAGUUCGUCUAUCUCUCCAACGGAGCUAAGCAACCAUGAAGGGGUAAUCCGUCCGGGGGAGCCGAAUAAAAGCCUCGAUAGAGACAAAACGUCCGACUCGUCCUCUGAUAAUUUCGCAGACUUAAUCCUAUCCGACAGUUCGCUCAGUUUCACAAAGGAGGUAGUGCCUCCCCUGUCACGGGAUAGUGAGGGGGUGUUUAACAUAGAGGACCAGAAAAAGGAACACUCUGCAAAUGCAACAGAGGAUUGGCUUAAGCAGUGGCAGGAUUGGCUUGAGAAGUGGCAGUACUGCCUCCAUCGCCCCAACAUAGGCAACGAAUUUGUGCCAAGCAUGUUGGGAAAACUCCCUAGGGGGUGCUACCCUGGGGAAGACAAGCUCGUACAGGAACGCAGUGGCAGUGGCAGUGGCAGCGACCAGCUGAUUGGAAGCGACCAGCUGAUUGGAAGCGACCAGCUGAUUGGAAGCGACCAGCUGAUUGAGAGCGACCACCUGAUUGAGAGCGACCACCUGAUUGGCAUCCCCCCCGCUGGGAUCUCCAAAGAUGGAAAGGCUCCAAAUAGGAACACAAACAUUUACAGCGAACAAAUGAAGGAGGCAACUUCUGGCUGCUCACAGAGGAGGGCACUUUUUUGCAGUCCUAUUCUGGGGAAGAAGAAAAAAAAAAAAAAAAAAAAAAAAAAAAAAAAAAAAGUAGGGAGGCAAAAUGGACCUAUCGUUGGACACAUAGAAAGUGCAACACACGGAGGAUGUUUCGAUUAUGUUAACUCAAGCGAAAUGGCGAGGGACACACGAGGGGAUAGCCACUCGAUGAGAGACACGACGACGAACUGUAUUUGCACAGACAGGGGUGGAAAGAAAACGAACACGAGGAGGAACACCAACGGGAACGCCAACAGGAACGCCAAUAGGAACACCAACGGGAACACCAACAGAAACGCCAACGGGAACACCAACAGUAACUCCAUUUGUGAUGGUAGAAGUGGCCACCUGCCCAAUUGCAGGCAGUGCAGAUUGUAUGACCUGUUCAGGCGAAAUAACAGAGCACUGUCGGAGGCUUAUUUUAACGUUGUGAGAAAUUCAUGCGGGAAUGACUUUCACAGGAUAGGUAGGAACCAGUUACAGAGGAACAAAAUGGUGCCAAGUGGCAAGAAAGGGCAACCACGAUGUUGUUCACACUCGUUGGUACAUACAAAUUGGUGUCACACUCUCCAUUCGACAGGUGAAUCACUCUGCAAUGAUGCAAGAUUGGCUCUCGCGUGGGAUGGUAAACAUACGAAUGAGAGAAGCAUAUGCUCAGGAAGGGACCGCUACAGUCACCACUGUCUUCAUUGCUCUAGGGGUGAUUGUAAAAACUUCAGUGAUGGUGGGACGAAUAUCCAAGACAGCAUAUCCGUGUUGGGAGAGAAAUAUGGCUCCAUUGACGGGAGUACGGAGACGAUACGCAACGGUGUAAGCUGCGGGGGGCAGAUGGAGAGUGCCUUUAAGGGGAACACCCACAUGGACGGCGCCCUUAAGGGUGGUACUCAGAUCUACGGCACCUUUAAGGACGGCACCAUGAUGAAUCUCCCCUUUGCAAUGCCCCAUCACGACUGUGCUUCCACGCGGAAGGACAUCAACACCUACCCCCUUGUGCACCCUGCGCAGGGUGGGACAUGGAACAGCUGCUUCGAAAGAAUGUUAUCUCAAGUGAGGUCUCUUCAACGGGGGGGGAAUUCCAGUUGGUUAAAUUUGGUACAAUCGAAUGCUCAUUCGUAUGGUGUUCUUCCCCCCUGUGCCACAUGUGCCAUUUGUACCACUGAGUCUGAUCGAUCCUUUUCGGCACUCUUCCCGGGGGAAGUCCCCCCAGACCAUGUGCAAGUGAACGCGGAGACGCCCGUUUGCGAUUUUGCUGCGCGAGGCAGUGGGGCGUACGAAGGGUGGGUGCUCCAGAGGUGCGCUUGCUGUGGAAGCGGUUUCUGUGGAUGCCGCUGCUGUGGACGCGGCUGCUGUAAAUGCCGCUGCUGUGGAUGCCACUGCUGGGGGCGCCUUUGCGACGACCGCCUCCAUGACGAGGAGUGCAAAAUUGUGAAUUUCAGGAACGUGCUGGAUAACCAGCUGCCGUCGAACUACAUAGACGUGGACGCGAACCCCGAGUGGGUGCGAGGCAGUCUCCUCGAUUGCGGUGCUGGAAGUGGUGAUAGGAAGACACAGAAACAGCAGCGCAAGCAAAAAGGGGUUAUAAAUUCGAACAGUGAAGCAGAAAAAUCGAAUGAUGUAACACCAUGCGAAGUGGACCCUAUGGGGGAAGAAAGAAAAACGAUCCAAAGAGAUGCACCUGGAAAGAAGAGCCACUUGUUUAGCGAAACCAAUAAGUAUGGGAACUCAAAUUGGAACGAAAAGAACCGCAAAGUAUGUCGUGUGUCAAGCAAGGAUGAAGAAAUUUGCGUCUUCCCCCAGGAGGAGCAAAGCAGCAUAGAAGGAAUAACCAGGGGUAGUACCAGCAGUGUGAGAAGCGUAGACCGCAACGUUGAUAGACCCAUCCAGGAGAGUAGCAGGGACUACCAUUGUCAGCGAAGUACAGAAGGAAGCAACCCGAAUGACGCACCACCCGAUCGGAAGAAGCAAAAGGAGAAGAACAGCAGCAGCCAAAAAGACUUCAGUGGGACAAAGAAGCAGAAAAAAAAAAAAAAACUCAAUGUGCAAAAGUACUACGAAAGCAAUUCUACCAACCUGUUCUGGAGUGACCUUCGAAAUUUGAAUAUGCCGCAGGGGGAGCGGCUGUCUGCAGUGGAGCUGACUGGGGUAGAACAGCUGACUGAGGUGGCGGAGCUCACUCGCACGAUGCACACAGGUGGAGCUAGCCGAGACGAUAUGCCCAUUCAGGAGGACAACCACUACGACAACAUGAAUUUACAGAGUACGCAUAUAAAAAAGUACGAACUACGGACCAAAAGAAAAGUUAAGUACGCUUGGCCAUCCAUAAUUAAGAAGCUACGAAGAGACGACUCGCGCUUAGUGUAUGAUCCCUUUUUGUACAAUAGUACGUGGCGGAUAAAAAAGGCUUGA
Messenger RNA from Plasmodium cynomolgi strain B, 3867 nucleotides. RefSeq lists its product as hypothetical. Lineage: Eukaryota; Apicomplexa; Aconoidasida; Haemosporida; Plasmodiidae. The transcript has a single exon. The record is from RefSeq and is a predicted model, not a curated record. The coding region runs from base 1 to 3867 and encodes 1288 amino acids.